Oncorhynchus keta (chum salmon) is the source of this 5199-nucleotide messenger RNA. RefSeq names its product leucine-rich repeat and calponin homology domain-containing protein 2-like. The coding region runs from base 70 to 2532 and encodes 820 amino acids. NCBI's taxonomy places the organism in Eukaryota, Metazoa, Chordata, Actinopteri, Salmoniformes, Salmonidae. The transcript has 21 exons. The record is from RefSeq and is a predicted model, not a curated record. Gene Ontology annotation, molecular function: protein binding.
GGAGUCUCUACUCUGUGCGCAUGGGCAGAGAAACUACCGCUUGUUAUUAUUGUAAGAAUAAUUCCUCUUAUGAAAAUGGCGUCGAGUCAGGGAGGUGUGGGAGCUGUAACUGCUCUUCCAAACCAUCACUUAUCCAACGGACCUCACUGGAACCCGGGGAUCAACCAGCAUCAGCUCCACACGGCCCGGAGUUUAGACCGCGCUCUGGAGGAUGCUGUGUGCUCAGGGACGUUGAAUCUUAGCGGGAGGAAGCUGAGAGACUACCCUGGACUGUGCUAUGAUCUUACUGAUACAACGCAGGCAGAUCUGUCGAAGAACAGGCUCACAGAGAUUCCCCCAGAGGUGUGUCUGUUCGCCCCACUCGAGUCCCUCAACCUAUACCACAACUGCAUCAAAUGCAUCCCAGAAACCAUCAUCAACUUGCAGAUGCUGACCUAUCUCAACAUCAGCCGGAACCUUCUCUCAACAUUGCCAAAAUACCUGUUUAGCCUCCCCCUCAAAGUGCUGGUGGUGAGCAACAACAAGCUAGUGUCCAUCCCAGAGGAAAUUGGGAAGGCCAAAGAGCUGAUGGAGUUGGACAUCAGCUGUAAUGAGAUCCAGGUGCUGCCCCCUCAGGUGGGGAGGCUCCAGGCCUUACGGGAACUCAACAUCAGGAGGAACUGUCUUCACAUGCUGCCUGAGGAGUUGGCGGACCUGCCACUCACCAGACUAGACUUCUCCUGCAAUAAGAUCACAGAGAUCCCUCCUGUCUACAUGAGACUCAGGCAGCUGCAGCACAUCAUCCUCGACAACAACCCUAUGCAGUCCCCACCUGCACAGAUCUGCCUGAAGGGCAAGGUGCACAUCUUUAAGUACCUGAACAUCCAAACAUGUAGGUUGAAUAAGAAGCCUGACUCUCUGGACCUCCCCUCCCUGGGCAAACGCUGCCUUCCCCAGCCUCUGACCGACAGCAUGGAGGAUUUUUACCCCAGUAAGAACCACGGUCCUGACUCUGGUAUCGGCAGUGACAACGGGGAUAAAAGACUGUCUACGACGGAGCCUUCUGACGAUGACACCAUCAGCCUGCACUCUCAGGUCUCAGAGACGGCCCGCGCCGACGCGCUCUCUCUCCUCUCCAAGAUGGACUCAGGCAAAGAUCAGGAACCCUAUGACUUCAUCGAGCCCAACCCAGAGGAGGAUGCUGCCCUGUCAGAGGGGGAUGGGCAGCAGAGUGGUGGACCCUACAUCUCCUGUAUAAAGGAAUUGGAGAAGGUUCUUAACAAGUCACACCAAAGCAAAGAUAAGGAAAGCUGGAAAGAGGAGUCUGGCUCUGAUAAAGAUCAGCUAGCUGAGGAGGAGGAAGAGGAGGAGGAGGAGGAAGAGCUGAAGGAGGUGCUGGACCUGAGGAAGAUUGCCGUCCAGCUCCUGCAGCAGGAGCAACAGAACAGACGACGAUCCUUAAUUUGUAGAGCAGAGAGUCUAAUUCAUCGAAGGAGGGUUGCCGGCCGUGCACACAGGUUCCUAAGUCACUCUGGCAGCUCCGGCAGCAAACAACGGUCCCCCUCUCAGGCUAUCCGCAGUGCCUCUCUGGAUGAAGCGAACAGUGGCACGUCAGUGCUGAGUGGGCAGGUAAGUACUUCCUGUCCUGUUUUCCACAGGGAACAUGCUACUCAUUGUUCCCAUUUUGUGCGAGUAAUACUACACCGUGGCCAUUGUUUUCAGUUCCCCUUUUUAAUGUGUCCGCGUGCGAGGCCUUGGUUUUGGUGUCUGGGUUUCACUCAUGUCGUUCACCUCUCUCUGUCUCUCUCUGGAAAGGACCCUGACUUCACAGACGACGACGACGACACUUUCUCUGAGCCCUCCUCUUCAUGCUCCUACGAUGGCAGCCUGAAAUCCGAGUCAGACACGGAGCCAAAGUGGCCAGAGGUUCCACCUGUACUCAACCAGAACGAGGAGCGCAGGAGGAACAAGUAUCUGAGGAAAGAUUAUCUGAAGAACAAGUGCCAGAGUGCCCGACGAAACUCUAGUGGGAACGACGAGUGUGAGGAGGUAUUGCGGAAUGCUGAGUUCAGCACCACCCUCACAGUGUUUGGCCUUAAACCAAGAUCAGCUUUUUGCCGAAGCAGCCGCCAGGAGCCGUCAGACCCCAGUUUCACCAUGAGGAGGAAGAUGGAGCACCUGCGGGAGGAGAUGGAGCAGGUUGGCCUCCUACGGCAGAACCUGGAGUCCAGACUGAAGGUCUUGCUGCCGGACGAUGUGGGAGCUGCUCUGAUGGAUGGCGUUGUCUUGUGCCAUCUGGCCAAUCACAUUCGUCCUCGGUCGGUGGCCAGCAUCCAUGUACCCUCGCCCGCAGUGCCAAAGCUUAGCAUGGCCAAGUGCCGCAGGAAUGUGGAAAACUUCCUGGAUGCCUGUAAGAAGCUGGGUGUGCCACAGGACAAGCUGUGUUUGCCCCACCACAUCCUAGAGGAGCGUGGGCUGGUGAAGGUGGGCAUGACCGUCCAGGCUCUACUGGAUCUGCCAGCCUCCAAGCCCACCCAGCUAUCUGCUGUCUAACAGCAGCCUGGACACUGCCUCCGCCCUCCCUGUCCAGUCCAGUCAAGCCAUUCACCCCCCCAGCCCUACACCCCACAGAGGAGGGGGCUUCCAGCCCGCUUCGCUCAUCACCAGAGAACCCUUAGGGGCGAGGGCCCGGGGGGUUGCAGGGAGUCCAUUGUCAGCUGAUUGAGCCAGGAGAAGGAGGGGUUAAUUCAGAUCCUCCCACCCUUCCUAUAUGAUGUCAGCUGGGACCCGCCUCCCAUCCCAUCAGAUUGUUAGCUUCUGUCAUGUCCUACCCUCAGGGGACCCUACUGUACUGUGUGUGUGUAGAGUACCAGUGUGACUGUCUGUGUGACCUGCGCAGUGUGGACUUUAUGAGUGCUGGUGAACCUAAAGCCAGGUCAGAGGUCAGACUAAGGAGGGAAUCACAGUGAAGAUGAAGACCUGUCUGUCACCAUGGUGAUAUUGACUGGCCCAUGGUCAGACACCAUUGAACCUAGUGGUGCCAACACUGAAGUCACUGGGUUUUCAAUUCUCGGUAUUAAAAUACAUUGGUAGUGAAGUGAUAGCUGUUUUAAAGGCAUGUACUCAUCACUCUUUCACUCAGAGAACUUAACUGCAUGCUGGCCCACCAGCCAUACCACAUAACUCAAGUGGUCCUUAACCUCUUUGACUUUUCUUUUGUAGAACAAAUGAUCAUUCAAAUUGGAUUUAGAGUCAUAUUUGUACAAGAGCGUUGUGUUCUAUCACAGUAUACCUCUGUUUGAUAUCACAGAGGUAAAGCUUGGGAUGUCCUUAACAGUGCUUUACCUCAGAGGAGCCACCAGUAGCUAAACCCCAGUACACACACUUCUUACAGUCUGCAUUUGACUAGAAUUAUUGUACUGUCAAUAACAGUGCUAUUUGGGGGAAGAAUGCUAAGUUUACUUUUAAAAGCAUGGUGUCCAUGAUUCAGAUGGAUGUUAAAACUGCCGCAUAUUCGGAUAGAGACUUUCUCACCUGCACAUGGUUGCUGAUGGUGUUGGUCUCAUGUCCAAUGACCCAUCUGUCUACUGCUCUGCUGUGGUGAAGGGAGGAUGCUCUGAGGUACUGCAGGUGGUUUUGAUAGCUCACCACACUUCAAAUGCAGACCUAAAGACACAAGACUACUGUGACUGCAUGUAGCUUUGAUUCUAAUCACAUGUUCGUUUUGAAUAGGACUAGUUGAAAGCACAGGGGUAUGUAGUUGGGAUAUUGUACCAUAUACACUUACAAUCCUGAGAUUGUAUCUUUUGGUCAUUUUGAUGCAAUGAAACAUUUUUUUUUAAUGUUGAAAUAUUUCAUCUUUAAGUUUACAACUUGCUCCUCUGGUUGGAUUCACAUCUGCAAAACGUCAAAUAAGGAAAACAAAAUAAGCAAUUAGGUGAUCCCAUAGAUUAAUCUUGACCAUUGAAAUAUUUUAUCAGGGAAACUAUUUAUCUAUUUAUUUUUUCUAUUUAUGUGCUUUAUACCUGUUCAAGCAACACACUCUAGAUGGCAGUAUGCACCCUUUCAGUUUAUUUACCAACUCACAGAAGUAGUAGAUUAAGAAAAUUGAAAACGCCCUCUAUGGCGCUGCCCGUGCGCUCACAGAGGCCAUAAUGGAACAUGUACAAAGAUCUCUACAUUUACCACAAAGGACUAGGAAAAACACAUUUGAACAGCCCUCCAACUGGUAAUUACUAGUGGAAAACUUGUCUCAUCCUUGAGUGGGAGGUAGGAAUUUACCAGUUCUGAAAUCGUAAAUAGCAGUUGGAUGCAUUCACUUGCCUUGAUCUGGUUGAGAAACUCCCGAUUUGCUUAUAGACAAAAAGCUGUCUCAAACAUGAACUAAAAGUAUAGCUAUCAGGUUUGUAAACAAAUUAUAGUGUUUAAAAACCAUAUUAAUAUAUUAGCAUUUGGGUACGGUUUGUUCUUAGGUGUCUCAAAGUCCGAUUCAAUUAACCUCAAAUUGCAGGAAAUCUAAACCAUUGUUCCGGCUGCGAAUAGUUUCAUUUGGUUUCAUUUGGUUUCCAUUUAGUAAUGAUGGUCCUAUUAUUGCAAAUAUCCAUUAACUUCAAAUGUGCUUUUGUGUGGGAUGCAGGAACAAUGGUAUUUCAAAUCAAAUUAUAUUAGUCACAUGCACCGAAUACAACAGGUGUAGUAGACCUACAGUGAAAUGCUUACUUACGAGCCCCUAACCAACAAUGCAGUUUAAAAAAAAAUACGGAUGGGAAUAAGAAAUAAAAGUAGCAAGUCAUUAAAUGGCAGCAGUAAAAUAACAACAGCGAGACUAUAUACAGGGGGGGAAUAGGUUUUGUCGUGCCCUCUUCAUGACUAUCUUGGAAUGCUUGGACCAUGUUAGUUUGUUGGUGAUGUGGACACCGAGGAACUUGAAGCUCUUAACCUGCUCCACUGCAGCCCCGUCGAUGAGAAUGGGGGUGUGCUCGAUCCUCUGUUUCCUGUAGUCCACAAUCAUCUCCAUUGUCUUGAUCACGUUGAGGGAGAGGUUGUUGUCCUGUCACUUUGCCAAUGAAGCUCAUCUCUUAUUUGGUGUGUGUGUGUGUGUGUGUGUGUGUGUGUGUGUGUGUGUGUGUGUGUGUGUGUGUGUGUGUGUGUGUGUGUGUGUGUGUGUGUGUGUGUGUGUGUGUGUGGAGAACAUUGUAUGGUAUCACAGUUUUUUUAAUA